Linum trigynum is the source of this 1841-nucleotide messenger RNA. NCBI's taxonomy places the organism in Eukaryota, Viridiplantae, Streptophyta, Magnoliopsida, Malpighiales, Linaceae. The record is from the annotation of a GenBank genome assembly.
GAUAGCGAAAAUGCGAACUUAAACAAUCAAGUGUUAUCGGGCGACAUUAUCAGAACUCUUGACAUCCCUGCUACGCAGGAUCUGAGACUCUAUCUUGGUGUGCCCAUACUUCAUGGCCGAGUAACGAAGGAACAUAUAGAUACAUCCUGGAGAGAUUGGAUAAAAAGCUGGCAGCGAACUCCUUGUCAUUUGUGGGACGUGUGACACUGGCUACUUCGGUUCUUAAUACUCUUCCGACGUACGCCAUGCAAUCCACGUUGUUUCCAUAGUCUAUCUGUGAUGAGAUUGACAAGUGAAUCCGACGGAUCAUUUGGGGCUGCAAUGAGGAUAAGCCAAAGAUGCAUCUGGUUCACUAGGAGGUUGUAUGUCAACCAAAAGCAGAGGGUGGUGGGUCUAAAAAAACUCAUGAAUUAAAUAUUGCCUUCCUCUCUAAACUUGCUUAGCUUUUUGUAAAGAAUGAGGAUGAGUUGUGGGUUAAGGUGUUACAGGCAAAACAUUUCAAGGCAACACAUGGUGUCUUGACUGCGAAGUUGGCAAGGCGAUGCUCUACUAUCUGGCGUGGCAUCAAGAAAGUAAGACCCAUGAUGGUGGGAAAAACAAACACGUGUGUGAAAGAUGGACAGGGCACGGCAUUCUGGACUGAUCGAUGGAUUGACCAGCACGCCCUCCUUAUUGAUCAUGUUCGUGAGGAGGCGUCGUCCAUUGAACCCUCCCUUCUCGUUGCGGCAUUCAUUGGAGAACAAGGUGCGUGGAAUGAAUCGUUUAUUGAAAUGUUCUUAAUAAGAGAGGCUGCCGUGCAGGUCCUAGUUAGCCAACCCCCGAGAGAAGAUGCAGGUGAGGACGAGGCUUUUUAGGGACCGCAACUGAACGGGAAGUUCAAGGUUAUAUUAGCCUACACCAUCACUUGCAACCAAGAAGAGGAGCUCUCUGAGGUGGAUUGGAGGAAGAUCUGGAGCUGGAGGGGAGCGGCCAGGACUACACACUUCCUAUGGUUUGCGACAAGGGAGAGGUUGAUGACCGAUGAUGAACGUUGCCGGAGACACAUUUCCACCACCAACGGUUGUGCCUUGUGCAACAUGGCUGCCUACAUGUGUUGCGGGACUACCCUUUUCCCACGUUAAUAUUGAUGCACCCAUAAAGCUUUCUGAUUACCAAAUUUUUUCAGUCUGUCCCUAGAGGAAUGGUUAUUGCGAUACCCAGACUACGGAUUGAGUUUUGGCCUUACAUGCUGGUCUCUUUGGAAGACCAGGAAUGAUAGUCUUUAGGAAUAAGACGGUCACCACCGACACCUUCAUUCAGCUUCUCGGAGCCUGGAUUAAUAUAGCAGAUGGCUCUAGAGAAGGAUAGGCUCAUUCAUCAGCUUUUCCUGCAGACAAGAACAGAGGUAGAGAUCUCUUGAAAACCGCCGCUUCCCGAGUGGUUCACUAUCAACUCAGACGAUUGUGUACUCCUUAACACGGGUCAAGCUGCAACUGGCGGCUUACUUCGAGAUCAUACAGGAUGUUGCAUUGCAGCGUUCGCUUGUAAUCUGUGAUACUACUCCAUAACUCAGGCAGAGUCGAGAGGAGCCGUUGAAGGUGUUCAAGUGGCUUGGGACCUCGGCUACCGGCACAUACGAGUGAAGCUUGACUCUAGAUGCAUGGUUAAGAUGCUGACGAGUGCUGAGAUCUACUCAUAGUCAUUCAACCAUUGUGGAGAUUACUUAGCUGGUUGUGGUCAUUCCCUGUCUGUGGGGUUGCUUGGUAUUUCGCCUUAUGACCCCAUUUGUAUAAUUUCCUUUUGUAUGGCUGUCAGAGGCUUUCCGAAUCUCGUAUGGUGUUGAAUGAAAGUUAAGAUGAUGU